AUGGCCGCCGUCGUGCCCAAUGCCGUUGGCUGGUACAUUCUCGAGGGGUUCCCCUGGUGGCCCGUGUACAUUUGCGACGUGACGAAGCUCCGCCCGACGCUGCACCUCUUGGGCAGUGGCCACCAGAAGAUCCUCAAGAAAGCGCGCGACUUUCCAUUGGACUUUAUUGUCGUCUACUACUUUGGCUCCCAUGACUUUUCGCUGGUUGGGCUGAAGAAUGGCGUGCUGCGGCCGUGGGACUGUGCGCAGAAGGACCAGUUCCUCAAGGGCCAUCCCAAGCACUUGACCAAGAAGAAGUCCGUACUUGAAGAACUCCAGGUUGCCGUGCACGAGGCGGAGGAGUACUUGUCGCAGCCCGAGGACAUUCGUCUCCCGCCGCAUAUGGUGCCAUCGGAUCUGGACCCGACACUGGAGCCGCCACCGGAGCUUGUAGUACCGGAAGAUGUGGAAAUGGAGUCGGACACGGACGAGGACAUGGAGACGCAAAGUGUGGGCGACGGCGACAGUGUGGAAAACGAGGAGCAGGAAGAAGAGGUGCAAGCGAUGAGACACAAGAAGCCAAAGAAGAAGAAGGAGAAAGAGAAGGAGAGAAAAGACGAGAAGAAAACGAAGAAGAAGAAAAAUGGGCUCAAAGACGAAAAUAGUAAAAAGACAGACGAGUCAAAGCGUAAGAAUAGCAGCGAGAAGAAACGGGGUAUGAAAAGUGCGUCGCCAGCAAAAGUCGCCAAGACGACGCUGGAAACCGAUGUCACGAGCGAGCGCGCUGUAGUGAAGAAAGACAAUGAUGAGAAGAAAUGGCUUCCACCUGACAUGACCUCGGAAGCGCUGAGCGUACUUCUGGAGAAGGAGAUCCGCUGGAUCCUGGUCAACUGUCAGUUUGAGGAGAUGACUACAAAGAUGGUGCGGAAAAUGCUUGAGGAGCGUCUUAAGAUCGACUUACGUCACCACAAGGCAUCGAUAAAAGAAGGUGUUGCACGAGUGAUCGCUUCGAUGGAAGACGAAGACAUGGGCGACUCUGUUCCAGAAGAAGCUGCCGUCACAUCCGAGGGCACAGCACAGCCUGAUCUAGAGGUCGAACAUGAUGGUGUCGUCGUACCCGUUUCUCCUAGUGGCGUAGCAAAGACGGAUGUGGACACUGCAAGAGAGAAAGAAGUAGCUGAUGCUGCAAAGAGUGAGAGCACGAAGAGGGAGCUCGAAGCAGUGUCAAAACAUCUUUCGCUGGCUCUGGAACUGGAACCGAAGAUUCUCGAUGCAUUGGACUUACUCAAGAGUAUCGAUCAUGUCGACAAGGACGUGCUGGCAGCGUCAACGCUUCAGCCACGACUUGUGAAAUUGAGAGCGCACCCGUCAUCAAGGAUCUGCGAGCUUGUCACAUUCCUGGUAAAGAAGUGGGAGGUCGAAGAUUGUGUUCCAGCACCUAAGCCGAUUACAAAAGAAGAGAUUCUGGAUCUCAAGACCCAGCUAGAGUUUUCGGAGACAUCCCAUGAUGAGUUGUUGGUGCACUUGAACCGACUGAGCGAGAUGGCUUUGACGAUAGAUCAUUUGAAGAAGACGGGAAUCGCACGGGCAGUAUCCAAUUUGCGCCAACAUGGCAAUGACAAGGUUUCUGCUAAGGCACAUGAGCUGCGCCAAAAAUGGAUCAAGCAGUCAAAUGAACAGCCUGCGGACAGCGAUUCGGGUCCGAAUUCGUUGAAGACUCUUCAAACUUUAUAUCGCAUCCUGGGUCAGCAAGGUGAUGGCUCAGACGAACAGAAGCUUCAACGGAAACAGCUGGCUGCGCUUGAACAGCUUCACAGUAUGUCGUUAGACACCAAGGACAUCAUCGAUUCCAAGGUUGGCAUUGCUGUUUCGAAGCUUCGCAAGUCCAGCAAUGAGAAGGUAGCAAAGUUAGCAAAGAAUCUUCGUAAGAAGUGGCAAACAGAGGCCAAAAAAGCGUAG
Messenger RNA from Hyaloperonospora brassicae, 1938 nucleotides. The record is from the annotation of a GenBank genome assembly. Lineage: Eukaryota; Oomycota; Peronosporomycetes; Peronosporales; Peronosporaceae.